Molecule: messenger RNA, 844 nt
Organism: Physcomitrium patens
Lineage: Eukaryota; Viridiplantae; Streptophyta; Bryopsida; Funariales; Funariaceae
Source: RefSeq, a predicted model, not a curated record
CGCUGUGUUGAAUUCACUUACGAAUGUAGAGUUGCUCUUGUUGCAAACAAAGAGAGUCGGGUGCGUGUGCAGAUUCCAACUGGUAGCAUUUACAGAGUCGGCACGUAAGAGGCAUAAACCGGUGUGUUGUCGCAGAAUUAGGAAGGAGAGAAAGCGGGAGUACAGGUUGCGCUACACAGGCUGAGAACAGUUGGGUGAAGUAAUAGAGCAGGGUUGUGGAAUGGCUCCAGCAGGGGAGGUGGAGGCUGAGGUUCGUGCCAGGAGGGCCGUGCUUCCCAAGGGUCAGCCCCGCGCAGAGGGCCCUGCGUGUGUGUCGAGAAACGGCACUGCCGUUCCUUCGACCGAGUUCCUAAAAAGCGAUUACCCAGACUUCUUCUUCAACAUCACCAACACCUGCGACAAGGAGGCCCUCAAGGUCAAAUUCAAGCGCAUCUGCGACAAGUCCUGCAUCCGCAAGCGCCACAUGUUCCUCACCGAGAAGGUGCUCAAGGCCAACCCCGGCAUCUGCACUUACAUGCAACCCUCGCUGAACGUCCGUCACGAUAUCGUGGUGGUGCAGGUGCCCAAGCUCGCCGCCGAGGCCGCACAGAAAGCCAUCAAGGAGUGGGGUGGCCGCAAGUCCAACAUCAACCACAUCGUGUUCGCCACCACCAGCGGCGUCAACAUGCUCUGAGCCGACCACGCACUGGUCAAGCUGCUGGGGCUGAAGCCCACCGUGAAGCGGGUGAUGAUGUACCAAAUAUUGGAACUUUAGAUAAAAUAUCAAAAAUCCUUAUUAAUAUGAUUUUAUUUAUUUAUUUAUUAUUAUUAUUUAAAUUAAAAUUCAACUAUUGACAAAAAUUCA